CGAAAUUAAACAAUUUUCGACCUUCAUCGAAUUGCGUGGAUUAGAAAAUACGUCGGUUGGCUUUCACGCAACAUAUAAUUUGACAUUCUUCCAAAUCCUAUACAAUUCUUUCACAGCGUUUUCCUAUAUAAACUCUCCGCACUCGCUAGCGAUUUACACCGAUACCAAGCAUUCAGUGGUAAAAUGAAGUAUUUAGCAGUUUUAGCUUUCGUCGCAUUAUUUUACGUUUGUAAUUGCGAGGGUGAGUGUUUCAAUGAGGAAACUAAAAAAUGUAUUAAAGAUAAACUUGACGAGUUGACUGCGGAACGAAAACAAGAAAUUAAAGAUAAAGCCGUAAAGUGUUGCAAUGACAAUAAAGAUGAUGAAAGACUUGGAUGCAUUAUAAAGCAGAUGAAAGAUAGUAACAUUUUGGACUGUAUCAACAAAGAGACGAAAAAGUGCUUAUUGAAAAAAAUCAAAAAUAGCGAAACGUUUAAGGACAUAGUGAACGAUUACAAAAAUACCGAUGAUUGCGAUGGUGUGGUCGAACAAAUAAUGAAAAAAAUGGAUGAUAAAUGUUCCAAUGACUCCGGUGACGAUAAAGAUUUCACAUUCGCAUGCGAAUGCAAAGAAAUGUUUUUCCAACAGUGAAAGUGAUACCGAAUCAUUGUUAAGUUUCUGUUUGAAAUUUGUAAUUAUAUAAAAUGUUUAUUAAAAUAUAAGGAGCAUUA
Messenger RNA from Centruroides sculpturatus (bark scorpion), 710 nucleotides. RefSeq lists its product as uncharacterized. The transcript is spliced from 8 exons. The coding region runs from base 184 to 630 and encodes 148 amino acids. The record is from RefSeq and is a predicted model, not a curated record. Lineage: Eukaryota; Metazoa; Arthropoda; Arachnida; Scorpiones; Buthidae.